AGCAAUUUAUUUACAGCAGUAAUAUCUUUGGGAAGCCUCUGCAAGAAAACGAUAAUGUCAAUAAGCUGUCACGUUAAUGAAUAAGCAAUAGAAAUUCCAGUUCUUGAUUGCAACCUUCUUCGCCCAAUUACCCUUCAAUGGAGCCUGCCCAUAAUCAAGAACCAGAAGAAGAGCUCAAGGCAGAUGUUUUGCCUUUCGCUAGAUCGUAUCAGCUGGAAGCACUCGAGAAAGCGUUGAAGCAGAACACCCUUGUGUUUCUGGAGACUGGUUCUGGAAAGACACUUAUAGCCAUUAUGCUCUUGCGCACCUUUGGCCAUCUUAUUCGGAAGCCUUCUCCUUACAUUGCUGUCUUCUUGGUUCCUACUGUCGUUUUGGUUACCCAGCAAGGGGAAGCAAUAAGGAAGCACACAGACCUGAAAGUGGGAAAGUAUUGGGGAGAAAUGGGCGUUGAUUUCUGGGACGCAUGUAUGUGGAGUCGUGAAGUCGGGCGACAUGAGGUGCUUAUAUUGACACCAGCAAUAUUGCUUUCUGCUCUGAGGCACAACUUUCUUAAGAUUGAGAUGAUAAAGCUUCUGAUAUUUGAUGAGUGCCACAAUGCAAGAGGCAAGCAUCCCUAUUCAUGUAUUAUGAAGGAGUUCUAUCAUAGCCACUUACAAUCAGGAAAUGUGCAGCUUCCAAGGAUAUUUGGGAUGACUGCUUCCCCUAUAAAGACAAAAGCUUCAAGCUCAGGAGAUAGCUAUUGGAAUGGGAUAUGCGCCCUGGAAAACCUUAUGAAUUCAAAGAUCUAUACAUGUGCCAGUGAAUCGGUUUUAGCUGCCUACAUUUCAUUUCCUACUUCUCAAGUGCGGACUUACAGUGAUAUUGGCAUUCCUUACGAAAUGUACGUAAGCAUACAUGAUGACUUACAUAGAUUGAAAGAUGAGUAUAUUGCCAAGUCUAAUCUAUCGAAGUCUACCACCAAGGCUGUAAGGAAAAGAUUAACACGACUUUUGAUGACCUUCUUGUAUUGUUUAGUUGAGCUGGGUGUUUUCUUGGCUCUUAAGGCAGCCGAGUCUUUGUCCUGCAAAGACAAAGACAUCUUUAAUUGGCAGAGAUUGAAUUUGCAUGCUGAAAGUGUUGUCAGAGGUUUUUGUUUAGAUGCAGCUAAGAUCCUCUCAGCUCAUAUGCCUUAUGGAGCACAGUCUUAUGUCAGUAGUGAUCUGCAAGGUGAUACGGAUGCUGGAUAUCUUACUUCCAAGGUCUUUUCUUUAAUUGGGAUUCUUCUUGAUUACAGGGACAUAAAGGACUUGCGAUGUAUCAUUUUUGUUGAGAGGAUUGUCACUGCCAUUGUCCUUCCUUCUCUAUUGAAUGAGCUGCUUCCAAACUUAACUAGAUGGCAGACGAAGUACACUGCAGGAAAUGGAUCGAAGUUGCAGGCUCAAAGUAGGAGUGUGCAAAAUACAACUGUUGAAGAAUUCCGGAAGGGAAUUGUGAACAUUAUUGUUGCAACUUCUAUUCUUGAAGAAGGCUUGGAUGUUCAAAGCUGCAACCUUGUGAUCCGAUUUGAUCCCUCCACAACAGUUUGUAGCUUUAUACAGUCCCGUGGUCGCGCUCGAAUGCAAAACUCACAUUUUGUAUUGUUGGUAAACCGCGAGGACGUAUCUACCCUUGAUAAAGUAAAAAAAUAUCUCGAAAGUGGAGAGAUAAUGAGGAAGGAAUCCUUAAGUCAUGCUUCUCAGCCAUGCUUACCUCUUGAAUCUGAUCAAUAUGAUGAAUAUGCAUACAAAGUAGAUUCUACAGGAGCAAUUGUUAACCUGAGAUCUAGUGUGUCACUGCUUAACCUCUACUGUUCAAGGCUACCCUCUGAUCGGUACUUCAAACCAGCUCCCAGGUAUGAUAUUGACAAAGAUACCAAAACAUGCAUCCUCUAUCUCCCCAAAAGUUGUCAAAUUAAGAAGGUUGAAGUUGAGGGAGAUAUCAAAAUCCUGAAGCAACUUGCAUGUCUAGAAGCUUGCAAACAGCUUCAUCUAGUUGGUGCCUUGACAGACAAUCUUGUACCUGAAAUUAUGGAGGAAAAAGAGGACACACAAGAGACAGGAUGUGUGCAUUACAAUGAUAAGCAGCCAAAAUAUCAUCCACCUGAGUUGAUUGGUUGUCAUGGCAAUGAUCCUGAAACAGUAUUCUAUUGCUACCUUAUUGAGCUUUCUCAGUACUCAUAUCAGGAUACUCAGCUUCAGAAUGUCAUUCUUGCCGUGAAGAUGAAGCUUGAAUUUGGUGAUGAGAAGUUAACUCUUGAUCUGAAUGUUGAUGGGGAUGUCCAGAAAGGGCGUUUUUAUAAUGUUGGGGAGUUCAAGCUAACUUCUGAAAAGAUCAAUAGUUGUAGGAUGUUCCAACUUAUUCUUUUAAGUGCACUUAUGCACAAGGAUUUGAAUAAGUUGGCUGAAGCUUUGGACAGAUCUCGUAAUGUAAUGGGCUUUACAACUUUUGAUUAUCUCCUUCUGCCUUCCUCGGGUUCCAGCAGCAACCCUUCAGUUAAUUGGAGCAUUGUCAAUUCUCUGUGCUUUUCUUCAAGAGACAACAAGACAAAUCAUACAAACUGCUUAUCUAUGCAUGGUUGUAGUCCUGUGCAUACAAAGACUGGUUUGGUGUGUAGCUGCAGGUUGAAGAAUUCUCUCAUAUGCACACCACAUAAUGGCUCUUUAUACUACAUUACUGAUAUUCUGCACACUUCGAAUGGAAAUUCAACUUUGAAGAUGAGAAAAGGGAAAUCCGUAAGUUACAAAGACUAUUUUAAAGAAGGGCAUGGGAUUGAUCUAUCCUAUGAAGGAGAAGCACUUCUUAAUGGGAAAUUUAUGCCUACGGUGCAAAAUUACCUUCAAAAAUCUAGUACUCAGAAAGCACCACGAAAUUCAUCAGUAGAACUGCCUCCUGAAGUUUGUUCAGUAAUAAUGUCUCCAAUAACAUAUGAUAUAUUGUGUUCCUUCACAUAUGUCCCAUCGAUUAUGCAUCGGAUAGAGUCCUUGCUGCUUGCUCUGAACUUGAAAAAACUGCAUAUGGAUCACUGCCCGCAAAAUGUUAAUGUGCCAAUCUAUAAGAUCUUGGAAGCGACGACUACCAAGAAGUGCUUAGAAAACUUUCACCUGGAGUCUUUAGAGACAUUGGGAGACUCGUUUCUAAAAUAUGCUGCGGGUCAACACCUAUUCACAACUUAUCAAAAUGCUCACGAGGGGCUUCUUAGUUUGAAAAAAGAAAAAAUGGUUUCAAAUGCUACAUUGUGCAAGCUGGCAUGCAGCAGGAAUAUUCCUGGAUUUAUUCGCACUGAACCAUUUGAUCCGAAAACAUGGCUCAUUCCUGGAGAUUAUUCCCCAGACAAGAACUUUGAUGUGGACUCGGUAUCGCCUUCAAGGAAGAUCUACAGCAUGGAACGUAGAAAGAUGAAGGGUAAGAGAGUGGCUGAUGCAGUUGAAGCCCUUAUAGGUGCAUAUGUUAGUACUGCUGGAGAAUCAGCUGCUUUAUCAUUCAUGGCAUGGCUUGGUUUGGACAUCCAUUUUGAUGUGAGACUUCCCAUAACAAGGUGCUUCCCCAUCAGUGCGGACAAGUUUGUGAACGUAGAGUAUGUAGAAAAUUUGCUCAAGUAUAAAUUUGGUGAUCCUUCACUGCUUGUUGAAGCUCUCACUCAUGGUUCCUUCAUGCAAUCUGAUAUUCCACGAUGCUAUCAGCGGCUAGAGUUUAUUGGAGAUGCUGUGCUAGACUAUAUUAUCACAGUCCAUCUAUAUUUCAAGCAUCCCGGACUAACGCCUGGUAUAUUAACCGACCUGAGGUCCUGUUCGGUUAACAACGACUGUUAUGCCCUAUGCGCAGUGAAGGCUGAAUUACACAAGCAAGUCCUCUAUUUUUCCACUGACCUUCAGAGGCAUAUAACAGACGCCGUGGAAAGGGUUGAGAAGUUGUGUAUUUCCUCAACCUUUGGAUGGGAAUCAGAGAUAAGCUUCCCUAAGGUGCUUGGAGAUGUUAUUGAGUCUCUUGCAGGGGCAAUCCUCGUUGAUUCCGGUUUCAACAAGGACAAAGUUUAUGAAAGCAUAAUUCCUCUUUUGGAGCCAAUGGUUACCCCAGAAACUCUGACUCUCCAUCCAGUGCGCGAGCUAUAUGAACUGUGCCUAAGUAGGAACUAUAAAAUGAAGAAGCCUCGCGUUACUCUUGAGAAUGGAAUUGCAACCAUUACAAUGGAGGUGGAGGAUGCCAAUGGCGUUACCCACUGCGACUCGUGCACUGCCCCUAACAAAGUUGCAGCCAAGAAACUGUCUUGCAAGAAUCUUUUAAAGAAGUUGAAAUGCCUGAAAGGAUGAGAGGACAUUGCCUUUAUAUGGUCAAUCAUUGGAAUAUCAUAGGCAUUAGAGAGGUUAGUUUUAUGCCACUUUUUUAACACAUUUAUAAGGUUUUUUUGUUUUCACAGGCAUUUGUUGUUUUUGCGAUGUCUUUAAAGGCACACAUCGCACAAACAAACAAUUAUCUGUGAGGACAAAAAAUCUUGUGAGUGUAAAAAAUGGUGGCGUACAAUUUAGCGGGAACAGAUUAGGGUACAUAAAGCACAAUCCUAUAG
Messenger RNA from Cuscuta campestris, 4579 nucleotides. The record is from the annotation of a GenBank genome assembly. NCBI's taxonomy places the organism in Eukaryota, Viridiplantae, Streptophyta, Magnoliopsida, Solanales, Convolvulaceae.